This is a messenger RNA of Erigeron canadensis, 589 nucleotides long. RefSeq lists its product as uncharacterized. The coding region runs from base 103 to 327 and encodes 74 amino acids. The record is from RefSeq and is a predicted model, not a curated record. The transcript has 2 exons. NCBI's taxonomy places the organism in Eukaryota, Viridiplantae, Streptophyta, Magnoliopsida, Asterales, Asteraceae.
AAGACACCCACGAGGAAGGGUUUAUUUGCAUCUUAGACAAAACACAAAAAAGAAAAAGGGAGGUAGACAGGGUUUAGGGCUGUAAAACAAAGAAAGAAAGAAAUGGGAAGCGAGACGAAUGGGUUCAGAGCAAAGAUGGAGCACUAUCUGUACAGUGGCGAAAAGAAACACGUCUUGGCUGGUAUGGCCAUCAUCACCGCUGUCUUUGGCCUUCCUUGGUACCUAAUGAACCGAGGUACUAAACAACUGUCACAUCAAGACUACUUGGAGAAAGCUGAUAGAGCUCGUAACGCGCGACUUCAUUCCUCACCACCUGCACCAAAGUAAUCAUUUUGCAAGUCUUCAGUUCUCUACACCGGUCCUACUUUCCUUGAUAAAACGCGCUACAAGCCACUUGGGUUUAAAAGAUGUAUCUUUCUUGGUUUUUUGUUAUCUUUAACUGAAUGGCCACAACUUUUAGUUUUAUAUUUGUAUUUGGAGCUGGAAAGAAAGAAAUAAUCAGUAGCUCAAGUUAAACCCGCUGUUGGAUAUUUUUGUUAGACGCUGAUCAAUUGAUCAUUAUUAUCUGGCUUGUUACAAAUUAGUUGCA